UCCGUGCUGUGCUCUCACGUGUACCUGGGAAUGGCAGGAGAAUCUGCGCUGAGCUGACAACCGGGAGACGCGUCCUGGAGACCUGAGGGGACGGAUAGAGACCCCGAUACCAGGACUGACAACACCGGCGACAGGUAGCCCAUAUAUUGUGGUGUCCUGUAGCCGAGCACAGAAUAACGCAGCGUGUGUACAGCGACCACCCUGUAUUAUGGACACUGAGGAUCAUCACUGCUGAGGAGCAACUGAAUACAGCACCAGAACGUCUACAUUCUUCAAUUGUUCUCUGGUUCUUCACACUACUGAUCCGCCAAGAUGGAGGGGAUGAACGGGCCCUGUGAAACUCCUCCUCCUCUAGGGGAGAGAGGAAGGCGAACACGGGGGAACCGGGAGAUGGAGGGAACUCAACAAGAUGAGACAGACACCAAUAGCCAUGGCUCCAGCGGCAAUGAAUCCAAUGGGAAUGAGUCGCGGCAAAGCCGGAGUUCCCAUAGCAGCACCAGCGGCAAUGGCAAAGAUUCGGCCAUGUUGGAGACCACAGAGAGCAGCAAAAGUACAAACUCAAACAGUCCAUCACCUCCAAGCAGCUCCAUUGCGUACAGCCUCCUGAGUGCCAGCUCCGAGCAGGACAAUCCCUCCACCAGUGGCUGCAGUAGUGAACAGUCUGCCCGGGAGAAAAAUCAGAAAGAGCUGAUGAAGGCCCUAAAAGAGCUGAAGAUACGUCUGCCAUCAGAGAAGAGGGGCAAAGGCAAAUCGGGGACUCUUGCCACGCUCCAGUAUGCACUCUCGUGUGUCAAACAGGUCCGAGCCAACCAGGAAUAUUAUCAGCAGUGGACCCUCGAUGAAUCGCAGCCCUGCAGCUUGGACAUGUCCAGCUUCACCAUCGAGGAGGUGGAGAGUGUCACGUCAGAAUACACUGUAAAAAACCCAGACACCUUCUCAGUGGCUGUCUCCUUCAUCACUGGCCGAAUCGUGUACAUUUCUGACCAGGCUUCUCUCAUCCUGCACUGCAAAAGGGACGUAUUUAAAGGGGCAACCUUUGCAGAAUUUUUGGCUCCGCAAGACGUCAGCGUGUUCUAUGGAUCCACAGCACCUUAUCACCUGCCCUCUUGGAGUAGCUGCUCAUCUGGAGAUACAUCAUCCAUGGACUACACGCAGGAGAAAUCUGUAUUCUGCCGGAUCAGUGGGGGCCGAGAGCGGGAUAUGAACCUCCGCUAUCACCCAUUCCGCCUCACCCCGUACCGGAUGAAGGUACGAGAUACGGACAACGCAGAGGGGCAGCCGUGCUGUCUGCUUAUCGCGGAGAAAAUACACUCUGGAUACGAGGCCCCCCGCAUCCCUCCAGAUAAGAGUAUCUUCACUACCAGACAUACUCCCAGCUGUGUGUUCCAGGAGGUAGAUGAGAGAGCUAUCCCUCUACUCGGAUAUCUCCCGCAGGACCUCCUGGGAAUGCCAGUCUUGUUUUUCAUCCAUCCUGACGACCGGCCGCUCAUGCUGGCAAUACACAAGAAAGUUCUCCAGCAGGCAGGGCAACCUUUUGAUCACUCGCCCAUCCGCCUGUGUGCCCGCUCCGGAGAGUACGUGACCAUCGACACCAGCUGGAGCAGUUUCGUGAACCCAUGGAGCAGAAAAGUUUCCUUCAUACUCGGAAGACAUAAAGUUCGGACGAGUCCGCUCAACGAAGACAUCUUCACAGCCCCCAAAGGGGCAGAGAUGAAAUCACUGGAUCCUGAUAUUCAGGAGCUGUCCGAGCAGAUUCACCGCAUACUGAUGCAGCCGGUGCACAACACUAACUCCGGUGGUAACGGCAGCGGCGGGAGCAACGCAUCACAAGAACCUUUUCACUGCAACGCCUCGUCCAGCGAUAGCAACGCCAUGGUCACAGAGGACGGAACAGAUCCCAAACCUAUGACAUUUCAGGAGUUCUGUCAAAACAUCCAUAAAGUGAAGAGUCAGGGUCAGCAGAUGUUCCUGGGAUCACGAGUGAUACGUCCACAUCAGAGGGGACACUUUCAGGCUCUCGCCCCUCCUCGCACGAUCCCAUCAGCCAACGCAGACAACGCCCCAACCAAUACCGCACCCAGCCGAACUCAUUGCGUCCCAGAGGAGCUGACCCGAAAGGAGACAUCAAACUAUUCGUACCAGCAGAUCAACUGCUUAGACAGCAUCAUUCGAUACCUAGAAAGUUGCAACCUCCCCAGCACCGUGAAAAGAAAAUGUGGUUCCUCCUCAUACACCUCCUCAACCUCCGAAGAGGAGAAGCAGAAAACCGGAGAGAGCGACAAAGAAGACCCCUCGAACGGUCCACCUCAUCGGCCGGAACUGCCUCCCCCUCCUACGCCCCCUGCAGUAGGUUCCUCUCCUCUCGCUCCUUUGCCUCCGUUACCACUUAGCAAGGCGGAAAGUGUGGUUUCCAUCACCAGUCAAGGAAGCUUUAGCAGUACGAUCGUCCAUGUAGGAGACAAAAAGCCGCCAGAUUCGGUCGAAAUGGUUUCUUUGGAAGAACCAUCGUGCCCUGCAGCACCGGCGCCUCCGUUACGGCCGCUGGGUCUGACCAAAGAAGUCCUGUCAGCCCACACGCAGCGUGAAGAGCAGGCCUUCCUCACCCGGGUACACAACCUCAGCCAGCUCAGGGUGUUUGACCCUAUCCCUGUGGGUGUAUGGGAUGAGCAGAGCCAUCGAGCCCCAAGAGGUACUAAGGCUUCACUUUCACAUCAGCAUAAUAAUUCCUCGGCUAACAACCCCUCUGGCACGCUAAAAGAAGGACGCCGGAGCAAAAGUAGGAAGUCAAAGGCCAAGCGCCAAAAGCAAAGCAAACCUGCAUCGCCAAACUCUAUGACAACACCUCAUCAUCACCACGAGCCACCUCUUCUACCCCCUCCUCCUCUAGGCAUGCCUGGUUAUCCCCUCCCAAUGUUUCCUCCCCGAGCUCCUGCCCCUGAAGCCCCCAGAUACCCCCUAGUUACACCCAUUGUUGCCCUGGUUCUCCCCAACUAUCUCUUUCAACCUCCGUCUGUGGCCCCUCCAUUUUAUCCUGGAGUUCCUGGGUUUCCUCCCUUCAACCCUACGCCUGAAGUUCCAGCAGCGGCUUCUGAAGCUCCGACACCUGUUCCUCCUCCUGCAUGUCCCCCACCUCCAUCCCGAUCCUCCUCCCCUCCCCAGCGUUUGUUCCCAUCCCGAUGCAGCUCCCCGCUACAGCUAGAUCUGCUGCAGAUGGAAGAGUUACCACAGCCCACAGGUGGAGGAGCAGGAGGUGCAGCUGGUGGAGGGGAAUGGGAGGUCGAAGAGGAUAAUAAAGGAGGAGUUGCCCCUGGGAGUGUAAAUGCUGAUGGGCCCAAUGCAGUGUCGGGUAAUGGAGGAGACAGCCGGCCAGAGAACUGUAUGGGUGAUCCUCAAGAAUCCUCACACAACGAUGCUCUCUCCAGUUCCAGUGAUCUACUCGAUUUGCUUCUUCACGAGGAUUCCUGCUCCGGCACCGGAUCCGCUUCAGGAUCAAUGGGAUCUAACGGAGGAAGUACAUCGGCUUGUGGCACCUGGAGCAGCGAGAGCAGCAACACCAGCAAAUAUUUUGGUAGCAUCGACUCUUCAGAGACCGACCUAAGAGUCAAGAAGGCGGAGCGGGACAAGGUGGAACAAAAGGUCCGAUACGUCAUGCAGGACCCGCUCUGGCUUCUUAUGGCCAACGCCGACCAAGAAGUGAUGAUGUCAUAUCAGCUCCCCUCAAGAGAUCUUGAAAGCGUCCUUCGGAAAGAUCGGGAGAAGCUUCAGCAAUUUCAGAGGAGCCAGCCGAAAUUCAGCGAGGAGCAGAAGAAGGAGCUGGGGGAGGUCCAUUCCUGGGUCCGGAAAGGAGGUUUACCUCAUGUCCUCAACAUCACAUCUUGCACAGGAUGCUCCCCCGAUUCCCCCAAUUACGAAGAAGAUCUGGAUUUGUCAAUAAUGAUGGAAGAGGGAGGAGAGUGCAGAGCGGGAGGUGAAGAGGCGGCAGCGGCGGUGACCAGCUGAACUCCCUCCCACCGAUUCUCGUGAAAAAAUAAAUUCCAAGCUGCCUUAUUUAUAUUUUUACAACGAUUUCUAAGAAGUAAAGACUGGAGACCCAAACGCAGGACCGGUGGGAGGGGGGGUGGUGUAAGGAUUUCCCUUCCCCCUCAGAUCUCAGGAUACUUCAGUUCCAUCUAAAGCCAUCGCCAUGGAAGACGAGGACUACACGACUGCCAGUAAUCAUCCUCCAUUCAGAUAAUGGAAAAAAGUGGAAUAGGACGGUCAUUUUCUUCACACACACAUAUAUAUAUAUAUUUUUGUACACUGUUAAUUUAUGUCAUACGUGUGUGAAGGGCGGGGGAGGGGAGUUUUGGCUAUGUGCUUAAGGCUGCGGCUCAGCACCGAGUAUUUGUACAGUUCUGUAAAUAAAGACCUUCUGGUUUAUUUUU
Hyla sarda is the source of this 4424-nucleotide messenger RNA. It is a transcript of the gene PER1, whose product is annotated as period circadian regulator 1. Gene Ontology annotation, biological process: circadian regulation of gene expression; negative regulation of transcription by RNA polymerase II; entrainment of circadian clock by photoperiod. The record is from RefSeq and is a predicted model, not a curated record. NCBI's taxonomy places the organism in Eukaryota, Metazoa, Chordata, Amphibia, Anura, Hylidae. Gene Ontology annotation, cellular component: cytoplasm; nucleus. Bases 313 to 3999 code for a protein of 1228 amino acids. The transcript is spliced from 23 exons. Gene Ontology annotation, molecular function: transcription cis-regulatory region binding; transcription corepressor binding.